CGCGCGACUGUGCAGUGGAAGUGAAGUGAUGUCGGCCGCCUGUCUCGCUCCGCCCAGAGCUUCCCUUUCUCUCUCACUCCUCGCUCAUCCGCCGUUCGCCUCAGUAAUGCUGCUCCAGGAGUGUGAGCACUUUUUUCAUGAUGUUUGCAAGUUUCUCGUACUACGCAGUGUUUACUGAAAUUUGAGUGUUUAGUUUAAUUUAUUUUGAAACAAGGGAAGUACUUAAAUUACUUCAACAAAGUUGACAAACCAAUACUCAGUGUGCUGUGUGUUCUUGGAAAUAUAAGUUUUUAUUAUUGUAACGAUUUGUACAAAAAAAAAAAACUGUGUAAAGAAAAAAAUGAGAUCUGAGUCAGGCGAUGUGAGCGUCUGAGGCUCGUCGUGACAAUAUCGCCACCCGAGGUUAUUACCAUGGAUAACAACAGUCAGAGUGUCGCCCACGCACCCUCUCGCCAAUUCCUGCUGCUGGUGGUGGUGGCCGUGGCCGCCUGCUGGCUGCAUCCUGCAUAUGCUCGAGGAACAACCACGGUGGUCAGGGCGGGCGGGAACGUGACCCUGGAGUGUCCCGCCGCCAAGGACACCUACGUGUUGCUCCUCGAGUGGAAGUGUCAGGAAUGCCAGCUGCCGGGAGAGGCGAUAGUUUCGCAUGAGGUGAAGCUGGUGGAGUACAGGACAGAAUCAGUGACCCUCUUCCACCACGAGGGCCGCAUGUCCCUAUCUCCGGACACCUUCAGCCUCUCCUUCAAGCCGGUGCUCGCCUCAGACUCCGGCGUGUAUUUUUGCCGCGUUAACAACAAGGAUGAGUCGCUGCGCCCCGUCCGUCUCGUUGUGCAAGACAAGCCAGACCCUCCCGGCCGCCCGCUUGUAAUGGGCUUCACCUCGCGCUCCGUCAACCUGUCGUGGACCGCCUCGCCAGACAACCACAACUCGCUCAUCUCGCACUACAUCGUCCAUAUCAGGAAAGACGAGGAUGGUGUGUGGGAUGUGGACAACGGCCAGGCCACGGAGACCAACGCCACACAGUUCACGGUCACAAACUUGCAGCCCUUCAGCGUGUACUCCUUCAGGGUGGUGGCUGUCAACGCCCUCGGGAUGAGCCAGCCCUCCAUCAAGUCCUACUACAUGAUAACCCUGAGAGAGCUGCCGGAAGGAAAACCAAUCUUCACGGCGGCUCACAAUGCUUCGUCCACGAGUUUGGAGCUGCACUGGAAGGCGCCAAAUCACUCUACCAUACACGGGGAGUUCUUGGGCUACCAGAUACUGCUCCGACCGAGGGAUAUAAUCAACCCACGGGACGACCAAGUGGUGAACGUAACCAUCAGGGACCCAACAGUGACCAGUCACAAGGUCACCAACCUGAGGACAUACACUCAGUACCUGGUGUCUCUACAAGUGAUCAACCCUGAAGGCCUGGGACCAACCUCCACUGUGGCUGUCAUGACCGACGAGGGCGUGCCGGGUCCGCCUGAGAACCUGACGCUGAUUCGGGUUCAUGACCGCUCGGUGGACCUGCAAUGGAACCAGCCCACGCAGCCCAAUGGAGAGAUACGAGGCUACCGUGUCUAUUUCAUGAAGGGCAACUAUACCAGCGUGAAGACGGUCCGGUCCAGCGAGCCCAGCAUCCAGUUCACUCUGCCAGGUCUAGAACCUAACACACAGUUCAGAGUAUGGACGAAAGCCUACACGCAGCGACACGAGGGCAAGUCUUCCCAGCCCGUUAUCGUGUCCACAGACCUCUCAGGACCCGGCGCCCCAACUAUAUCCAACCUCAGCUGCCAAGCCAAUGGGGACAUAUACCUGCAGUGGCUGAGGCCGGAGAAACUCUACGGUACUGUCGAUCUCUACUAUAUCUACUACCGACCUGAGGAUUCAUUCGAGUUCGAGGAAAUUGCGGUGAACUCCGUAAACAACCGCAAAGAGCACAAUUUCCUGCUCACCAAUCUCAGCUACAAUACUAUGUAUGAGGUGAAGGUCCGGGGAGGAACAUACUCUCGCUUCUUCUCUGAGAACAACAAGACUUAUAAGGGACCAUUCUCACACCCUCGCAAAAUUUUGCUCUAUCCAGACUGCCACAAGAGACCUCAUCCAAAGCAGGGUACAGGCUUUGAAAUGAGUGCUGGCAUCAUUGCUGGCAUUAUUUGUGCUACAUUCGCCCUUUUCCUCCUCGUGGUUGCCAUGAUCAUUUGGAGGCAAGUGCAUAAACGCCAAAAGCAACGAUUCUUUCAAGGAUCCUACAAUUACCUUGAUGACCCUCCCAAAACUGUUCCUGCUCUCGUGCAUGACUGGAAAAACGACACAGGUGGUGAGGGUUCCUACGGCCCCAUAGAUGUGCACGACUUUGCCAAGCAUGUGGCUGAUCUGCACGCUGAUGGAGACAUCGGAUUUUCCAAGGAAUAUGAGGCAAUACAAGCAGCCUCAGCACAGGAGCACCACCCAGCAGAACACUCACAGCACCCAGAAAACAAACAAAAGAAUCGAUACUUGAAUAUAGUUGCUUACGACCAUACACGUGUGCCCUUGAGGCCUCUGCCAGGUCAGAAGAAAGCAAUUGAAUAUGUAAAUGCAAAUUACAUAGAUGGUUAUGAGAAGGCAAGAGCAUACAUUGGAACCCAGGGUCCUCUGCCUUCCACAUUUGACACCUUCUGGCGGAUGGUGUGGGAACAGCAUGUCCACAUAAUCGUUAUGAUUACAAAUCUUGUGGAAAGAGGACGGAAGAAGUGCGACCAGUAUUGGCCUAAAGAAGGAAGUGAACACUAUGGUUUAAUACAAGUUCGAUUAGUACAUGAGGAGGUUCUUGCCACAUACACCAUAAGGAAGUUUGCUAUAAGACACAUGAAGGUUAAAUGUAAGAAAUCUGGAGGAGGUGAGCGCAUACUGUUUCAAUAUCAUUACACAAACUGGCCUGACCAUGGCACUCCAGAUCAUCCCUUGCCUGUCCUCUCCUUUGUUCGAAAGUCAGCAGCAGCCAACCCAGAAGACGCAGGUCCAAUUAUUGUUCACUGCAGCGCUGGUGUGGGCAGAACAGGCACUUACAUAGUGCUUGACGCCAUGCUACAGCACAUUCGUGCUAAGGGCCGUCUAAAUAUAUGGGGUUUUCUUAAACACAUUCGCACACAGCGAAACUUUCUUGUGCAAACUGAAGAACAGUAUAUAUUUAUUCACGAUGCCCUGUUGGAAGCCAUCCAAAGUGGAGACACUAAUAUUCCUAGUGGUGGGGUCAGCAGAUAUAUCCGCAUGCUUCAGGCCCCAGACAGCUCACAAGAGAAGCCUCAAUCUUGGUAUCUUCUAAGUCAUCAAUACAAGCUCAUCACUCAUUUCCAACCCCGAGACUUCAAUGUAGUGAGUGCCAUGAAGCCUGUGAACCGGGAGAAGAACCGCAACACUGACCACUUGCCAAUGGAGAAUGGUCGAGUGCACCUCACUCCCAAGCCAGGUGUAGAUGGCUCUGACUACAUCAAUGCCACCUGGCUUAUGGGGCAUCAAAGGUUGCGGGAAUUCAUUAUCACACAACAUCCACUGCCAAAUACUAUUCUUGACUUCUGGCAGAUGGUUUGGGACCAUAAUGCCCAGACAGUAGUUGUUUUAACUACUGUGGACGAGGAUCAAGGAUUCCCACAGUUUUGGCCAGCCCAACAUGAUGAUUUUGACUCUGAGCACUGGAAGGUUCGGUACUUGGAGGAAAAGUUAAACUCGGGGUUAAUGACUGUGGAAGUUGCUGUACAAAGUCUUCAGGACGACUAUGAAUUGCCUGUGAGAUUGAUCCACGCACCAAGUUGGCCCCAUACCCUCCCUGCCCUCACCACCACCCUCAGCCUUGUGUCAUUAGUUUCUGAGGCCCAUACAAAUUACCAGAAUGGUCCUCUAAUAGUUGUUGAUAGAUUUGGUGCCACAGAAGCAGCAACAUUCUGUUCUCUAACAACACUCAGAAGCCAGAUGGAGUUUGAACAGCACUUGGACACAUACAUGUAUUGCAAGCUCUACCACAACAGACGACCCAGCAUAUGGACUAGUCAAGAUGAUAUUCUGUUUAUUUACCGAGCCAUGGAGUCAUACAUAGAAAGUGAAGGAAGCCAUAGUGGAAGCAGCAGUGACAUGGCAGGACUCAAUGAUCCAAUCAUUACCAUGCCUCCUGUCACUACCAUCACUCCAGUGGCACCCCUCACACCAAAGGCUCCUCCAUCACCACUUCCACUCAGCACCCCACCAUCUACACCCUCUGCUCCAGCUCUCCCCACUGUCAGCACCCCACCCAGUACUUGUGCUAAUGGUCAGGUGCCCUCCAAUGGACAUGCAAUGCUUACAGGUAAUGGGACGAUACGAGUCCCUCCAGAAGGCAUGGAGGAUACACCUCAGGCAACAGAAAUCCCUCCAGUCUAAGGAAAACACUGAAGUAAUUCUACUGAUUACUCUUUUAUAGUCAAGACAUUCUAAUAGACAGUGCAUGGAUGCAAAGUGAGACUGCGUGGUAUGUUUCUUAGCGUGAGAGAUUUGUGAACUUUGCACGUGGUGAGCAUUAUGCUUAGUUUGAAAAAAAAAAAAAAAUUAUUCCUUUGGCAAUAUAACUGGUGAUAAAAAUUUGAAAUAUAUGAUGAAAUUUUAGCUCACUGCAUUCACCUGAAAUGAAAACACGUAAAUGCAUUUAAUGUACUUUAAAAAGACAUACUGUAUUUAGCUGUAAGUGAUCCAGUUGUCCAGGAAACUUGUGGUCUUGAAUGACCAUAUUAGUAAGAAGGGAAAUGAAUUGUGUAAUGGGGCACUCUUGGUGCCACUUUCACUUUUUGCCUCAAUUUGAGGCCUUAAAGAGAACUCUGUUGAUUUCCAAACAGUCAUUAUAUAUAUAUAUAUAUAUAUAUAUAUAUAUAUAUAUAUAUAUAUAUAUAUAUAUAUAUAUAUAUAUAUAUCUCGUAUGUGUAUGUAUGAAUGUAUAUAUUGUAAACUUCAUGAAUCCAUUUUAUAAAAAGGCAGCCCAAUCAAUGAGAGGGUUAUCCAUGUGUGUACAGAAUCAUUUUCAUAUUGUGGUGUCUUUCAUUUACAUUAAUCAUUCUUUUGAGCUACAUCACAACUUAAAAUUUUCUACUUAGUAACAGUAAGGAAGGAAUGAUCCUUCCAUAUUAAAGACAUCUAGUCUAGUUGAUAUUAGAAUAUAGGUAUUUUGGUAUGAGGGUGCCAUUCCCUUUAUUCCAUAGUUAUCCUGAAAACAUAUUUUCUCACAUUUUUUCAUGUAUGACAGUGUUCAAGUUGAAUGUAAUUUUUACAAAGGUAUCAAUGAAUAAGCAAGAGGCUUCCUAUGCUAAGCCUGCACAAGUCCUGCACAAAGAACAGUCCUUUAUAGACUAGGUAACUAGAUUACUUCAACUUUCAAACCCAAGACACAAGAUGUUAGCCACUGUUUUCUAUAUAUUCACAGUUGGUGAAUAUUUGGAAAUUUAGAUAUUAACUUGUGAAUUUAAUGUAAAAAAAAUGUCCCUAUAUUGUAAAUCAUGAAUGAAUCUCAUUACAGUCUUACGAGUAUGUUUGGAGCAUAUUAGUUGUGCAAGCUCCACAUCUAUGAAGGCCAGAGAAAUUAUAGCCAGAAAGUCUCUCUCUCUCUCUCUCUCUCUCUCUCUCUCUCUCUCUCUCUCUCUCUCUCUCAUAGCUACACACCACUUAUCAAAUAAUUUCUCGUAACUACAUUGUGUUGUUUCAAAAACUAGUGACCUUUUAUUUCACUGUUUUCAAAGUAUACUAGACAUAGAUUGCAGGCAAACAACAUCCAAUCACAUGAAAGAUGAUAGCUGACACUAUCCGCAAGUGAAUAGAUAAGAAUAGAGGAGGCAGCGUUACUCAUUCAGGCUAUUGCCCUUGUUUGUUAUGCAGGUUAUAACACAGGUCUCCACUGUGGACAGGUAUGAUUUGGUAGAGCAAGACUUGGUGUAUUUUUCCUUCAUAAUAAUUUACGUGACAACAAAUUUGAAGGUCUCUGAAAGCGAAGGGUGCUUCAUCUUUUUUAAAUUGGUCUUGAGAGCUAUCUUCUCAGCUAUUGCAUCCUUUACAUAAGUAAACUUCAUAUAUCUAUAAGCAAGUUGUGAUGAAAGCCCCAUCCAACACAGCCUCAAGGCUGUAUACAGCAGAGUGGAAUAGAAACCCCUCCCAUUCAGCCAUAAGUUGUGGUGUGUUGUAAAGCAUAGUAGCAUUUGAUCAUGCUUAUUUCAUCUCUAGCUGGCAGGAACAUAUUUAAAAAACCUACCUACUCCGCAACUUUACCACUCACAGAUCUGUCAGCUCAGUUCACCACACGUAUGCUGACUACUCGAGUAAUGACUGCUAAAAUGAGUAAAUAAAGUAAACAUGAAAAUUUCAUUUAAAUAUUAAAACUUGCUUGCCAAUAUCAGUAAUAGAAAAAAUAUUCAGUGUCCUUCAAUGGCUAAAAAUAUUUAUAACACUUUCUUUGCGAGGGCUUAAAAUGCUUGUGUGUGACUGAAAAUAGCUCAAUUUUGGAGAGUGCCAAUCCCUAGAUAUGGCUUGUCUAUGAACAGCAUAAAGAAAUGGUACUGCCUUUCUCUUCUAAUCAAAGUACAGUACAUUACUCUAUUUCAUGCCUAGAUAAUUCUCAAAUCAUGUCCCUUGGCUAGUGACUAAUAUUCACUUCCUGUCUAUCCUUCUCUUAACUUCCAUUCUUUGAGGCCUCUGAUUAAGAGAUGAAAAUUAAUAAUUUCCAUUAUUUCUACUUAUGAAUUGAUUUUAACAACCAUCUAUUGGCACUGUUCAGUUUUCAAAUUGAUGUACAAAAUUUUACUGGAAAAAGAAAUGUAACCUUCUCUGAACUGUACAGGACAUGAAUGUUAAUGUUUCCACUUAAAAUAUGAAAAUAAUUGUCUCAUAUAUCAUUCAAACUUUAUCCUUAAUCAGCUCAAUAAUCUACCAGAACUUAGAAUCCCAAGUACAACAACAUACAUAAAGGCAUACUUGUAAUAUUCCAUAGCAAUGAAAUAAUUCAUCUACACAAACUUCAUACUGAAAAGACUUUACAUAGUUUGGCAUCUUAAGACACAAGUGAAAUGCUGUAUUUACUGGGGACUCUGAAUACAUGUCCAAUUUUUCUAAGAUGUAUAUAAUGAAAAAAGAAGUUAAUCUUUUUGUCUAAAAACUUGGAACAUCCAAGAACUCUCUAAAAGACUGGAGACAUCUGAACACCACCACCACUUCAUCAUAUCACUACAUUUGGCCCAUGAUUUAACAGACCCCAAUUUAACAGAUUUCAGAUUAACUGACCACAAAAUCUCAACAGAUAAAUACCAAGCAACAGACAUUCUAUCUGGAGUGACAUUAACUUUAGAAACAUCAAAAUCCUAUUAUAACAAUAAACAUGGAAAAAUAUUGAAAUUAAUUGAUUGUAAUAUUAUGUAUACUACGUACAUCAUAAAAUCAUUAAAGAAAAAAUUGUUCCGAGCUUAAAGGAAUGCAGUUAUAGAGGCUGACGUAAUAUGUGUUACCAACUCUUAUGUUAACACACCAUGUUAACACUGGUCCCACCACCCAUGCCUCAGUCUGCACUGUCUCUUGAGGAAUGUACAUACUUUGUCCAUUGCUGCUUUGAUUCUGGUGUUUAUUUUGUGCAAAAAUUCCUCCUAAACAAGAAAAACUUAAAUGUGUAAAUGUAAUCAUUUCAGUUGUUCAACUUACUAUAUUACAGUAUAGUGCUUAUGUACAGUGCUUGUUAGGUUACAAAACUCAUUUUAUUUAUAAACUGGCAUUUUCAAGCAACAAAUGUUUUAAGAAAUGGACCAACCUUCCCCCUUUAAUACAUUAAAUUGAGGGUCGAGUGUACUAUUAUUACAGUUAUUACUAUACAACAAAAAAAUAUCCAUACUAAUAAUACAAGAGGUGCAAGGACAAGGCCCUGCACUCAUCAUAAAUCAAUUCUCAUAAAAGAAAGGCUCUUUCUCACAAAAAUGGCAUAGCAUCACUAAAUUCAAUAUUGCUAACACAUUGCAUAUUUACUUGAAGUAUGUACAUAUAUUUAUAUCAAAUACAGUGUUAUGCACAAGAGUGAUGAUAUGACAUGAUAUACCUUCUUAUAAACUAUUCUUGUAAACUGCCACAAUCAACUACUGCUAGACUAUACAGUGCCUGUUCAGGCAUUAGUGUCGGCAGUUGUUGUACUAGGAUUGCCAUACAGUAUUAACUAUAAAAAUUCUUCACUGACACCUGAUACAAUAUUGGAAAACAUGUAAAUGAAUUUUUAAAAAAUUAUUUACCUUUGCUGCAGUAACAAGGUCACACAACCACAAAGUCAAACAAUAAUUCAAACUGACAUCUACAUCAAAGAAGGUUAAAGAGAAAAGACUGGCGUGCAACAUGAGGCAAUUCUUGUGAUGAAAGGCAGGCUGGGAGCAUCUACUCCACACAAGACCCAUACACUUUAAUCUUGAGCAAAACCAGACUAAAGCAGCUGCUGCCCAGUAAACCCUUUCCUCUCUUCCACCAUUUCAACCAAUAGAAACAUACUUUUCUAAACAGUCAGUGAUGGAAGCUGAAAUUCCACACACUUGAGAAAUUUUUUUUAAAUCCUCGUCCUGGACAGAUUUUGACACAAAAAUUCCAGACAUGUCCCUGAAAAUCUGGACAUAUGGCAAUCCUAUGUAGUACCAAUGUGUAACAUGGGCAACACUUGUAGAUCAGCUCCAAUGCUGGUAAUCAUAUACUUUGAUCUGCCUCCAACUAGAACAUAAUCAAUGAGAAUUAGAUAGAGUCAAAUACUUUGUUCACUGUUUAAGCAAAUGCACCUUCAUACUGAUGGAAAAAAAGAAAAAGGAAAGAAGCAUAAUGAUUCACAGUUCUGAUAACACUCUCUUUUACAACUCGGUAUGUUAUUUUUCAAAAAGUGCCAUCAUUAAAACUAUUAAAUUUGAGUCUGUGGAAAGUUACAUCCUCCUGGCUGACAUGUGGUUCUCAUGACUAGUUAACUACAACCUACACAGUGAGCAUCCUCAAAGCUGAUGCUGCUACUAAUGAUAGCUAUCAAUCUCACAAUGCUCACUGCACUUGCUAUGUUCAAGUGCUCAAGUGUGUUAAUAGGUCUCAUCUGUUCUCACAACAUCACAGUACUAAUCAUACUAUGAAAGAAUGACUGACCAAAAAAUACAUAAUAUCAGUAGAAUAAAGGAAUACACUUUCUAUCUGAACAGAGCUGGAAUCUACAUUUUAAUUUUAAUAAGCAAAGACUGACUUGGAAAAAAAAAAAAAAAGAAUGAAUAGCUCAAUACAAGGACAAAAUAUUUUGUUGAAUAAGUAAAGAUGCCUUGUACAUGAUAACAACACCUUCUAGUCCUUCUCUGUGCAUCAUUGUGUGGUUUAUCCAAGGCUUUAGUUUGCCCAAAAUCUUAAUCUAAACUAAAUAGCAUCUUCUUUUGGCUCAAGUUUUCAGAUAAUUUUGCUUUCCCUAUUUUUUUUCUUCUUUAUCUUGAAAAUGAUCAAUAUAAGCACUGUAACAAGCUAGUAAAGAAAAACUGAAUCAAAGACAUUUAAAAUCCAGUUUGCUGAAGCAUUUCACCUAUCGUCAUUUUCUCCUGACAAACUAUUUAAUGCUCAAAACAUUAUAUUCUAGGUGUCAGACAAUACAAUCUCAGGUGUACGAACAUACAACAAUGAACAGUUUUUUAAAUGCACUAUGCUUCCUGUUGACAGCACAACAAUGCAGCAUAGUCUUUCUGGUGCCAUAUAACCUCGUGCACACUACAAUUUAUCCAUCUUUUUGUCACUCAAAUAUUUUUUUCAGUGUCAAAAACAUGCCAUCUGCACAUUAAGUAUAUGAUAAUUAUUUGAAUAUAGAUAUUAAGCAACCAUGUUAAUACAGUAUUCAUUACAACACAGCUCCAGAAAUUGCAAAGUCUGAUAAUUUGAGGCCUGACAGGAUUUUUCACCUUUUAACUCUGUAUUUCAACCUUUUUCUCUCACACAUUUCUCAAUGAAGAGCCUUUCAGUACUCAUCACUCUUCCUUACCUGAGAUAUGGCAAAAAUUUUUACCUAAUCUGAUUCUAACCUAAACUCAUGGUCAAAUAACAAACUGUUCAUAUUCAUUCCAUUCACUUUAACUUUCAAGAGCUUACAAAAAGUAUAUUCUGGGUUAUAUGCAUUUUCUAUCCAUUUACAGUCUUCUCUGGCCAUUAACAUGAAUAUUAAUGCAAGUGUCCAAGCUGAAACUGUCAAAGUUGAAAUUAUCUUAGUAAUAGUUCCUUCUUGCACUGUUGCCUGUUUACCUGCCAGCUAUUACAAACUUGCACAUCUAGCAUGUUUCAGCUCACCAACCAUGACUAGUAUGAGACAGACAAGUUGCAAAAAAAGUAUAAUAAAAUAUGUAAAUAAAAAAAAAAUCUGCUUCAUGUAGAUACUGAAGGAACAAGUAGCAUGUCUUGAACUGCUUUUUUAUCCUCAUGGUGACCAAAUAUGAAAACUUUUCAACCUCUAAACAAGAGCAAGGUGUUGGUUAAUAAAACAGGCUAGAUGGACCUAAGUUGAGAUUUGCUCAUUUUUCUUCAAGUAAAAAUUUUAAAUUUAUGCAAGGAAGUUGAUACACAAGACUUGAAUAUUAAAAUAUUGCUAUCGAAAGAUACAACUAUAAUAUACUACAUACUAUGCAUUUUCAUGCAGUACUCAACUCUAAAAUCAAAAUCAUGACCAUUAAAAUCUUAUUCACUCAAUAACUCUUACAUGAUAUUUUGAACAGUCUUUGCCGAAAAUAAAACAUCCACCACUGUGUUGCCUGACAUACUGUAGAUACAUUCAGAGGUGUACACAUGUAAAUGCGAAGAUAUCAUCAUUCUCACCCUCUCUCUAACUAAGUAGUUUUCCAUCAUCCAUAGUUUGUUUUAACAUUGGUCGGAGAACCACUGCAAUAUGGAUGUGGUGGCCAUUAACUCAUACACUUUACAACUUGAUAGCGUGCAUCUUCAAAUCAGUGAGAAAGGACUUUAAUUUACUUUAUUAAAAACUAGUUACACUCAAGCAUCAGAAUGUUUCUUUGACCUAAAAAUCAUUUAAUAACCUAAAGAAAUACAACUUAAAAUUAAGAACAAUACCAACAUUGCAAUAAAAUUGCUUAAUAUUAAUGCUGCUUAACGGUAAAUUCAUUUCCUGAGACCGAAAAAAAAACAGACCUUGUAUAUCAACUUUCUUGCACCACCUCAUAUGAAAGCAUUUUUUUCCAUUUAAUUACCUAUUCAUUAUGCUAGUGGCUUCAUUAAAUGUCAUCUUGCACUUUUUGAUCCACCACAUUUAAAUGCAUUUAGAUUAUUUUCUCAAAAGUACAAAUGAAGCUUAGUGGUAUUUUCUUUUAUCUCCUACAUUGUACGUAUGUGCAUAUGUAAUGAAAUAUGUAAAACUUAAGUUUGUAGUGCAAAAUUUUUUUGGGGGAAAGUGCCAAGACAGAGUCCAACACCAAAUCAAAUAUGUUAUUAACACUCAUGAAAGAGCCAAGCCUUUCCUUAUGGAAAGCUUUUUGAUAUGGUUAUCAAAUAUUACAAACUACCAUACAGUGGUAAAAGUGUAAAAAAAAUAAUGACUUCAACAUUUUAAAGCAAUGAUAGAAAAGAAUACACAAGUUUUAUAGUAUCUCAUUAACCUAUAUGAUACAUUUCCUACUUUCCACCAACAGCAAUGAAAUAUAGGAUUGUGGCUACUUCAUGAGAAAUUUUGUCCUUUGGAAUAUGCAUAAAUGCUGUGACAUUGAUGCUGUUCCUUUGAAUGUAAUAAUGUUGUACAGUUAGUAUGCUACACUAAGUGUCCUACAAUGAUCAAGAAAAGAUUAUUUACUUUUCAGCUGCAAUAUGCCUGUAUGUAUUACUUUUUUUUUCUUUUUUCAAACAUUAAGAGUAGUAAUUUAUUGAGGGGCACAGUUUGUAAGAAUGUAUAUGAAGUUAGUAAUAAUGUAGUGUAAGUUAUUGGUAAAUACAAUUUAUAUUUUAUACAAAAAUAAAGUUAAACUAGCACAGGUUUGCUAUUUAAAGCAAUGCAAAGUCAAAAUAGCUUCAGGAUUUUCCUUAUCAUAAGGUAGCAACCUGAUGUAAGUAGGUAAUGUCCAGUAACACAAGGGAACAGCCACUGAAGACCAUUCAUAAUUCACUUGUCAUUUGAAAUUAGAUUUUGUUGAAGUAAAAAUGUCAACCCCAAUCAUUUCUAUACUUUAGGUUGCUUAUCUCCUUAGUGGAGGGAAGCUUUAAUAGUGAAUCAUUACAGAUGUUGGUAGUGCACUGAAAUGCCUACAAAUGAUGUGUGGUUUAAUCCUUAACAGUUCAUUGAUAACAUUCCCACUCGUGUCUUUGAUAUUAGAACACUUACAGCGCAGGUUAUUUUUUACAAUAUUGUGUGUUUUCUAUUACUGUAAUUACAGAUGUAUAGUUCAAUUCAAAUGAAAAAUUUUGGUCAGCAAGGCUAGCAUAUAUGUUCUGUAUUACCCUUCCAAAGAUUUGUGGUAUGUAAAAAGCUUUUUUAAUGUGUGUUUAUAUAUGUACAGAUAGACUUGUUAGAACUGUGUACCUCAAGGCUAUCAAGGCUGACUACGGUUGGUGUGUGUGUGUGUGUGUGUGUGUGUGUGUGUGUGUGUGUGUGUGUGUGUGUGUGUGUGUGUGUGUGUGUGUGUGUGUGUGUGUGUGUGUGUGCAGAACUUGGGUAUAUUAUUCAAUUUAGUAAUGCAUCAAAUGAGAGUCAGGUCCACCAUAGAAUGUCGUGUAGAGGGCCUCCAGCAGUCUGCACAAGCCUGGUCAUGGAAGAAGACAUUGUGAUGUAGUUGAUAGCUAACUGUUCCUACCAUGUGUGUACGGGGAGGCCGGCAGCAGCCACCUCUGCUGGCUGCUGCAGCUUGCCUCGCAAGUCAUUAUAUUGGAUAUAAAGAAGUUAAUAAAAAGACCAAUAAAGUGA
Messenger RNA from Portunus trituberculatus (swimming crab), 12895 nucleotides. RefSeq names its product tyrosine-protein phosphatase 99A-like (gene Ptp99A). Gene Ontology annotation, molecular function: protein tyrosine phosphatase activity; protein binding. Lineage: Eukaryota; Metazoa; Arthropoda; Malacostraca; Decapoda; Portunidae. Gene Ontology annotation, biological process: protein dephosphorylation. Bases 412 to 4377 code for a protein of 1321 amino acids. The transcript is spliced from 21 exons. The record is from RefSeq and is a predicted model, not a curated record.